Molecule: messenger RNA, 730 nt
Organism: Aspergillus uvarum CBS 121591
Lineage: Eukaryota; Fungi; Ascomycota; Eurotiomycetes; Eurotiales; Aspergillaceae
Exons: 3
Coding region: 73-615 (180 amino acids)
Source: RefSeq, a predicted model, not a curated record
CUUUCCUUGAGUCAGCCGUCCCAAUCUGACAAUAUGUAAUAUGUACUCGAAAGAUGCCGCAGCAUUGAAGCCAUGAAUCUCGAAUUCCUUUUCUGCGUGUGUGCCACGAAUCAAUCAAAUCGCACGAGUAACAUAGAGGAACUGAUUUCCCCCUUCAGACCUUCCCAUGGCUUCUCGUCCACUGUGACGCAAUUGAGCUCCGCUAGACCAUGCUCGAGAUAUAGGCCGGACCAGCUGCGGACCCAUCCUAUCAGCCUGACGCCCCAGCCCAUCGAGUUGAUGAAUCAUCCUCCGCACCAACGCACCUCGAGUACCUUGACUUUGAAAUGCGGACUGCACAUAUCACAUAUACCUUCUUCAGAACCGAAAUACCCACCCAUGACAGCCACGAAUCGAGACCCCAUUGCGCGAGAUACGAAUCUCAAUCCUUCCCGAGUGUUCAGAAUCCUGACUCGCUUCAGGAUUCGAGCACUACUAGUCGCAUCCGGUCGGGGUCUUGUCAUGCCAUCUGGCCCUAGUAUCGUUGACAUAUGUGGUCGCCCUUUGGGCCACGGUCUUGCACUCGUGACUGCCGCCAGCCAUAUGGGACCGGAGUUCCAGGUUAUGUAUUAUUGACGAUAUUCAAUGAUAUCGGAGUGUUUUGACUCGCUCGGUAUUGUAAUCCUGUGAAAGAGAUCGUGGCCGAUGCCUUCCUCUAUCCCCAAGUGGGAAGUGGCGUGGCCGAAGGGGG